Molecule: messenger RNA, 975 nt
Organism: Pogonomyrmex barbatus (red harvester ant)
Lineage: Eukaryota; Metazoa; Arthropoda; Insecta; Hymenoptera; Formicidae
Product: thioredoxin-2
Molecular function (GO): protein-disulfide reductase activity
Source: RefSeq, a predicted model, not a curated record
CGAAACCUACUUUAGCUUCGGUCCUAUGCCUCGAGACCUUGAAGACAGAUCGAUUCCUCGUUGCGUUGUUAUGAUGGGUUCUCUCGAUCGCGGAUGUAAUCCGAGAAUGAAUUUCAACUUCAACGAGAUGGCUUCACGAGUUGCAUGACGAUCGUAGGGACGGGGAAUUCGUUGAAUUAUUACGUCAAUCAUAAACAAUUUUAAUUACGUCACCAUGCUGUCGCGAGGACUUGAAUCAUCACGCCGAAGGAAUGGCGUGGUGAAUGCCGCGUGCUCUUUACCAUGGACAAUUGAGCAUAAUCGCCACCAAGUAUUGUUAAAACGUUGAAUAGACAAUUAUCAGUAUGAUCCUGACAGAUUUACAUGAGAAAUGCGGAAGAAACCGGAACUUUGAAAACAACGGAAUAUCUAAAGAACAAUUUCGAAAGGAAAUAUGUCAAACUUGAUGAUUUGAAAAAUAAACUUAAAGAGGCAGGCUCUAAAUUGGUAGUUAUCGACUUCUUUGCCGUGUGGUGUGGACCAUGCAAGAUGAUCGGUCCAAUGAUUGAAGACUUGGCAAAGGACAUGCAAGAUAUUGUAUUUCUUAAAGUUGAUGUAGAUGAAUGCGAAGAUGUUGCCGCUGAAUACGAAAUAUCUAGUAUGCCUACGUUUGUUUUUAUAAAGGAAAGCAAAGUGUUGGAGACUUUUUCUGGUGCAAAUAUUGAAAAACUUAAAAAUACGAUUCAACAGCACAAGUAAAUAAAUUUUCAAGGAUUUAAAUAUAAUGUAUCCUUAAAAACUCAAAGACAUGUUGAAUUAGCGCUAUUUUACACAAUAUAGAAUGAACUAUUUAAAUAGAAAAUGAAUCUUCAUUGUUUACACUAUAUACAUUGUGAAAAAAAUCGAUACACUUAUUUUUUAAUAAUGGAAAUAUUUUAUGGAAUUAUUUCCGCGAAUUUUGUUGCAAAAAUGUAUAAUAAAAUUGAAAUAUGAAUU